Molecule: messenger RNA, 752 nt
Organism: Prunus dulcis (almond)
Lineage: Eukaryota; Viridiplantae; Streptophyta; Magnoliopsida; Rosales; Rosaceae
Exons: 5
Coding region: 1-495 (164 amino acids)
Source: RefSeq, a predicted model, not a curated record
AUGAAUAUAAGGAGGAAGAUCCAUAUUUUUAAAUCUGAUUCUUCUCCUCUCUCUCUCUUCCCCCCUGCGAUUUUCCUUCUCCUCCAUGCGACAGAACAGCCAGCCAUUGUUGGCUGGCAAGCUUGCUCAUCUGGCUGCCAUUUUCAACACCAUAAGCAGCAAAAUCGUCCUCUUUCUUCCCUUUUUAAAGCCUCCUACAAUUUCAGAUCAAAACCACCAAGUUUGAGCUCAAUUUUGAGCCAAACCCGAGCCCAAAAACUGGGUUGUUUUGAACAGUGGCUGUUCGUGGUCUUUUCCGAUCAAUUCCGGCUGCCACAACUCAGGUUUUCAAGAGACAGAAAGCUUCGUUCGAGGGCUUUAGAGAUGGAAUUGAUCGUCGAGCCAAGGCAUCCGGGGCCAGACAGACCCGUAGGAGGGACCUUCAGGAGGUCCAGCUAUCUCGGACCAGGAGCAAUAGACGUGCACCAGAGCGCCACCACCGGGCAGAUUCCAUAAUCCGCUCCACUCUUCCUCUUAUAUAGAAUUUUCUUUUGAAAUCAAAUUGUUCUGUUGUAUAUUCCUGAAUUAGUUGCUCUGAUGAUUUGCCCUAGGACUUUCUGUGUGGCCUAAGGCCGUUUAGUUUAUCAGAACUGUUUGGAUCUUAAAUUCGAAGCAUAUUGGCAGUUGGGAUAUGUAUAUUUAUGCUUUUGACAUGUGGAAAUUCUGGGAAAUGAUCAAAUUGCAGGGGAAACUUUGCCGAAUUUUCGGUAGAA